Emiliania huxleyi CCMP1516 is the source of this 1023-nucleotide messenger RNA. RefSeq lists its product as hypothetical. Bases 1 to 1023 code for a protein of 340 amino acids. Lineage: Eukaryota; Haptophyta; Isochrysidales; Noelaerhabdaceae. The transcript has a single exon. The record is from RefSeq and is a predicted model, not a curated record. Gene Ontology annotation, molecular function: NAD binding.
AUGCCCCGCCCCGCCGUCCUCGUUGUGUCACAGAUCGCGGGUCUCCGCGCCGCCUUUGAGGCGCGUGGCCUCGCCGGGCCGUGGAUCCGCUGGACCGAGACCGGUGAGGACCCGGCCCUGCAGCUGCAGUCAUGCGACGUACUGGUGGGCGAGCCGGCGCUGCUCGCGCCGCUGGUUGCGAGCGCGCCGCGCCUCGCGUGGCUGCAGUCGACCUUUGCGGGCUGCAACCAGCUGCUCGACGUGCCGCGGCGCGACUAUACGGUCACUCGGCUCGCCGGCUGCUUUGGGCCGGACAUGGGCGAGUACUGCACGCUGCACAUCCUCGCGCUCGAGCGGCAGUAUGAGGAGCAGCGCCGGAUGCAGAGCCGCGCCGAGUGGGCAGCCUCGCGCGCCUCGGCCGGCUUCACGUACCGUCGCCUCUCGUCGCUCACACUCGGCGUACUCGGCCUCGGAGACAUCGGCUCCGAGAUUGCUCGCGUCGCGCACCACGGGCUCCGGAUGAAGGUGAUCGGGUGCCGGCGCGACCCGACGCCUCGCGACACGGACGCGAGCGCCGGCGUGAGCCGUGUCCUCGGCAUGGACGGGCUGGCGGAGCUCUUCGCGAGCGCAGACUACAUCGUGUCGGUGCUUCCUUCGACGCCGGCGACGCGCGGGCUGAUUGACGGCAGCGUCCUCUCCGCCGCCGCCGCCUCGCGCCGCGACGGCGCGCACUCGCCCACGAAGCCGCCCGUGCUCAUCAACGUGGGGCGCGGCGACGUGAUUGGAGAGAGCACCGCCCUCGAGGCACUCGAGCGAGGCUGGCUGGGCCACUUUGUGAGCGAUGUCUUCGCUCCGGAGCCGCUGCGCGAAGAGUCGCCCCUCUGGGCUCACCCAAAGGCUACCGUCACAAGCCACAACUCGGCGGUGACUCAGCCGGAGGACGUCGCCGCCGCCUUCGCAGACAAUUUAGAGCGGUUUGAGCGCGGCGGCGUCGAGGCCCUGCGCGAAGGCGGAGCGACCUUUGACUGGGAGGCGGGAUACUGA